Molecule: messenger RNA, 1852 nt
Organism: Zea mays
Lineage: Eukaryota; Viridiplantae; Streptophyta; Magnoliopsida; Poales; Poaceae
Product: E3 ubiquitin protein ligase RIE1
Exons: 5
Coding region: 161-1255 (364 amino acids)
Biological process (GO): ubiquitin-dependent protein catabolic process; protein ubiquitination
Cellular component (GO): plant-type vacuole
Molecular function (GO): ubiquitin protein ligase activity
Source: RefSeq, a predicted model, not a curated record
AUUGCUACUCUCAUCCGUUCGGCUGAUUGAACCCGGCCCAAAACAAGCAAAGCCUGGAAUUGGUAUUGGUAGAGAAGCGAAACUCGUGCGGACUGCGGAGAGUGGAGCUGGCAGCUGAAGAGAGGGAGAGAGUGACCGAGUGUCCGGUGUGGUGACCCAAAUGGAGACGGCCACCACGUCGCCGGAGCACCCGCUGCUCCGCCGCUCAUCACCGUCGUCCAAUACCAACGCCGACGCUGAUUCUGUCAACCUGUCUUCGCCUCCUCCCUCCGCGGCGAGGCCAAGCCGUCUCGCGGCACUCAUCGGGCGCGUGGGGUGGCCGCGCGGGCCCUCGAUGAUGGUGCACGAGGCGACGACGCUGCAGCUGCAUCGAAGGCGCGCGGACUGGGCGCACUCCCGCCCCGUCGUCACGCUCGACAUCGCCUGGAACGUCGCCUGCGCCGCCGCUGCGGCCUUGGUGCUCGCGUCCUCCGCCAAGGACAGCCCCGUGAAGCCACUCCGCCUGUGGCUCGUCGGGUACGCCGCCCAGUGCCUGGUGCACGUCGGGAUCGUCUUUACCCGUCUCGAGACGCGGGCGCGGCACGCCUGGGGCCCGGCCUCAGACGUUGAAUCUGCCGGCGCAGGGACGGACAGCUCGGGAACCGACAGCGAAGAUGACGAAACGGCGGAAGGGAGGAGCAGCCAUGCAAGUCGUUGUGAGACGAUAAACAGGUUGAUAUCAUUUCUGUGGUGGAUCAUUGGAUUCUACUGGCUAGUAUCAGGUGGGGAGGUGCUGGAGUAUGGCGCGCCAAGGCUUUAUUGGUUAACCAUUGUGUUUCUGGCCUUUGAUGUGUUUUUCGCUGUGUUUUGUGUUGCUAUGUCCUGUUUCAUUGGGAUUGCACUGUGUUGCUGCUUGCCUUGUGUCGUUGCUAUUCUGUAUGCUCUGGCUGGCAAGGUGGGUGCAUCAGAUGGAGAUAUUAGUGUCCUUCCGAGAUAUAGAUAUUAUGAUCCAAGUGAGGACAGUGAGGAGGAAACCGAUGAAGGUCUGAUGAUCCCUAUCCUUAAUAACAGUGGAAUGUCAACGAGUGAGCGUAUUCUGCUUCGUGAGGAUGCUGAAUGUUGUGUCUGUCUCUCAUCAUACGAAGAUGGAGCUGAGUUAUCUGCUCUCCCUUGCAGACAUCACUUCCACUGGAGUUGUAUUACCACAUGGCUGCGCAUGAACGCGACUUGUCCACUCUGCAAGUAUAACAUUCUCGAAAUCAGUGACAGUGCAUGACCAACUUAUGCUGAAAUAACUUUCGGACACAGCCUUCAUUCAAGUGGCAUUCUCAAAGCAACGCAAUGCCUUUUUCAUUCUGAUCUGGUUCUGUGCUGUUUUAACAGCUGUGUUUUUAAGCGACAGCGAUGUCAGGGUUCUCCUAUUUAGGAUGUGGUGAAUUGGUGAUAACCUGUAAAUGGAUAAAACCUCACUUGCAGUUGCCCUUGCUAAUAUCACUUGUAAAUACCUUUGGAGUUGUUUUCUGUUAGGGCUAGUUUGGAAACCCUAUUUUCCGUUUUCCCAAGGGAAAUUAGUUCAUUUUCCCUUAGAAAAUUGGAAAUCUCAUGGAAAAAUAGUGUUGCCAAACUAGCCCUUAAUGAUAAAUUGGAAUUGGUGAAAUACUCUGUGAUUCUGAUAUGGCUGUAUGUUGUUUUAACAGCUGUGCUUCUAUGUCACAGUGAUGUGUGUUUUGCUGUUUAGAAUGUGGUAGCAACCUGUAAAUGGACGAAACCUAACUUACAGUUGUCCUUGCUAAUAUCGCUUGUAAAUACCUUUGGAGUUGUUUUCUGCGUAUGAUGGAAUUGGAGUAAGUGAAAUACUUAUUUGUGACUUUUG